Messenger RNA from Vairimorpha ceranae, 474 nucleotides. RefSeq lists its product as hypothetical. Bases 1 to 474 code for a protein of 157 amino acids. The record is from RefSeq and is a predicted model, not a curated record. Gene Ontology annotation, biological process: mitotic DNA replication initiation. NCBI's taxonomy places the organism in Eukaryota, Fungi, Microsporidia, Nosematidae. Gene Ontology annotation, cellular component: GINS complex. The transcript has a single exon.
AUGAAUUUAUUGCCUUUAGAAGACAUUGUUAAUGCAGAAACAAAAAUUAAGGUAGUAUUUAAUCAUAAAAUAAACAACUUCGGAUUUUUAAUCAAUGAUACUACACAAGAUAUAGAAGUAGGCGUCAAAGUAGAUGUUCCUUUAUAUAUUGCGCAAUUUUUGUUGGAAAACAAACACUGUACACUUGUCAAUGAAAUACUUUCUGAAGAAAUAAAAAACGAUUUAAGAGCCAACUCAUCAAUUAUUAAUCUUAAUUUAUUGUACACAUACUUCUACUAUUUUAUUUCUAAUUUUGAAGAUAACGACUACGUUUUAAAUAUUAUGUUUUCUAGAUACAAUUGCCUAUUUAAGUUAAUUUUAAAAGAACGCCUAGACGAGGAUGAUCUAUAUAUUCUUGAUGUUAGUGAAAAGAAAGUUAUUACAACUGCUAGAAAGUAUUUUUUAUUGUAUAGAACUUUUUUUAUUAAAUCGUAG